GUUGUCUACCCUGGGAUAUAGUCCCUUAGAAGCCUUUUGCUCUGGCCUUUGUCAGUCAGGGCCCUACAUGUUGCUCAGCUGGUGACUGUAGCCUCCAUAACUCCUGAUGCCUGGUUCAGUCCCCAGAUUCCUGGGGUUCCCCUGGCGGUACACAGAGCUGCAGUGUGCAGGCUGCUUUCCUGGCACCUAAUAUAUGCUAGAAGCUUUUGCAGAAUGGCUGCCAGCCAGUGCUCAGGGGCUUGGCCAAGGGCAGAGAAGUGAUUAAUGCAGCAAAUACUGCUGUUCCAUAUUAAUAAAGGGCCCAGGAGAGGCCUGUAUCUCCUCUGCUAACUGGGGGACAAUUGAGGCACCAGCCUGUGCAGUGAGCUACUGUGGAGACUCCCUAGGCAGGGAAAAAGGGGUAGUCAGCUGGUGGCACUGGACUGCCCCACAGACAGCUCCCUGUGCAGUGCUUGGAAGCUGGAAAUUGCCAGGUGUGUGUGCUCCAAGUGGGUGUCAGGAGCAUUUCUACCUGAACCAUGCCUGAGGGAUUCUGAGGCUGCAGGGAUCGCAGCCUUGUUGCCUCAGCACCCGAAAUUGGGGAUGUAGUUCCACAUGCACAUCCCUAAUGGGCCACCACAGUUGGGGACCACAGGACUUUGCCAUUGUAUGUGGGGGGGUGGGACUGUGUUGCCACCUCAGCUGACAAGGUCCUGCAACGUGGCAAUGGUAGCAUGGAAAAGCCACGAGCAAGGGACUGUGCUCCCUUUGCUGGGGAUUUUAGCAGAGGAAGAUGCUGAAGACUGCAAAGUCUGUGAAGUGUUGGUGGGGGUCACUCCUGGGAAGGGACAAGGUGGUACUGAGAUGAGAUGCAAGAGUCUGUUUUUGGAGUGGUUGAGAGGGAGGCAAAGGCAGGUGCUGAGGGACAGAAACUACCCUGGAGCUGUGGCUGCACAGAGAGACGUGCACCAGCACAGGGAGGAAUCUGAGCAGGUGGUGGGGCCCAGGCAGGACUAGGCAAAGGCAGCCCAGGGCCUGAAGGUGAGAAGGUAGGAAGGGGUAGCAGGAGCACCUGGGAGGGACUGUGUCCCCUGCCCCCCCCGCAGUGGGAGUCCUGGGCAACUGGGGUGGCUCCUCUGUGACCUCACUGCAGAACUGGUGGAACCUGUCAGUGUGCACCAUGCUGCACUGGCUUCUGCUGCUCGCCCUGCUGCUGGGGGCUGCCCUCCCACAGCCUGUGCACCAGAGGGUCAGCUACUCGGUCCCUGAGGACUUCUCUGCUCCCUUGGAGCUUCCGCAGAAGCACUUUGGCCUGGUGGAUGAUUACGGCAUCAAACCCAAGCAGCCGCGCUUCCCAACCCGGGCGGCCCGGGAGCGGCCGGCGGUGCUGCGCAGAGCUGGCAAAAGCAAGCGCGAUGGUCUCGACUUGCUGGAGUACUACGAUGAUGCCCAGCUGUGAGCCAGUGUGCCCCCGUGCCCACCACAGCCCCACAGCUGCUGUGUCAUCAUACUGCAAGAGAUUGACUCUGCCACUGCAAUUAAAAGUCACCCCAGAUGGAUGUGAUGGGAAGCUGUGCCAUGGUCACAAGGAGGAGAUGCUGUCACCCCAGCCUGCAGCUGGAAAGGGCAGGAGCAUGCUACUGCCCCCCCAACCGCUCACAAGCAGGGCACCCAGCAGGUGCUUCUCCAAUAGAAUAAACUAAGAGUA
This is a messenger RNA of Pseudopipra pipra, 1687 nucleotides long. It is a transcript of the gene FREY1, whose product is annotated as Frey regulator of sperm-oocyte fusion 1. Gene Ontology annotation, cellular component: endoplasmic reticulum membrane. Lineage: Eukaryota; Metazoa; Chordata; Aves; Passeriformes; Pipridae. The record is from RefSeq and is a predicted model, not a curated record. Bases 1160 to 1438 code for a protein of 92 amino acids. Gene Ontology annotation, biological process: sperm-egg recognition; fusion of sperm to egg plasma membrane involved in single fertilization. The transcript has 4 exons.